GAUGGCUGAGGUAAAUGAGAUCCAUUCCGACGGCACGAAGACAUCGACGAACUGCCACUACUACCACGUUUUGCCCGAUUCCUCAUACAAGGCCAGGCAAUCUUCAGUCAGAUAUGGAUACGCUCCACACGACAGCAUAGUACCGUACCGAAUAGAGAAGACGAAACCGCGACCUAUAGAUCACCAUUUUUUCGACGAAUUCUUCAAGGAGCUGCCAGAACCAUCCUCCGAUGGCGAGCUAUACGAACCGACAAAGAUAUUAAAAGAACUCCACGCUCUGAAUCUGAAGAAGCUCCGAUAUGCGCAAGUCUACACACGGACCACGGAGAAUGUGAAGGUCACUGCCAUACCCUUUUUCGUUAAAUUCAACUACUUUUACUACUGGCAAUACCACAUGUGCGUUCAAAAUGUGGGCACAGACGAUCUUCGAUUAACAUGGUGGAAUAAGGUGGUGACGGAUCAGAAGAACGGACAGUAUGUCGAAGGCGGUAGCGGUUUGGACAAUGAAUCACCUGUGCUCACACCCGCAGACCCUUCAUUCGAACACGAAGGGCACUGUGCAUUGCCAACUCCUAGCGGGAAAAUACACGGAACAUACUCGUUGCAAUCUACAAAGGGGCCAUCGAGGUUAAAUACCACUUCUUCGAUGAUUAAAGUUUUAAUUCCGACGACUAUGCUGGAGUCUCAGUACAGCACAGAAUUGGAGAAUGCGCCUGACAGCUCAUCACCUGACAAGGAUACCUGAUCGCUCAAGUCUUCUUGAGGUUCUUACUCGGCCUCUCGAGUUCCUCAUUUGGCAGCCCGCAACGGAUGGCUCAUGUGUUUACUCGAGGACAUUCGCCGC
Sphaeroforma arctica JP610 is the source of this 844-nucleotide messenger RNA. RefSeq lists its product as hypothetical. Gene Ontology annotation, biological process: error-free translesion synthesis. The annotation marks the transcript as partial. The record is from RefSeq and is a predicted model, not a curated record. The transcript has 6 exons. Gene Ontology annotation, cellular component: nucleus; mitochondrial nucleoid. NCBI's taxonomy places the organism in Eukaryota, Ichthyosporea, Ichthyophonida.